Molecule: messenger RNA, 1173 nt
Organism: Nanorana parkeri
Lineage: Eukaryota; Metazoa; Chordata; Amphibia; Anura; Dicroglossidae
Gene: TMUB2
Product: transmembrane and ubiquitin like domain containing 2
Exons: 3
Coding region: 158-1162 (334 amino acids)
Molecular function (GO): protein binding
Source: RefSeq, a predicted model, not a curated record
CGCAGUACAAUCCUGGACCUGUCCGGUGGCAUCACCAACACGUCACUCAAGCCCGCCUCCUUGGUCGCGGUCCGUGUGACGUCAGCUCUUCCUGUGUCGGGUGGGCCCUGGUGACCCGGAUUUGGGGCUGACAGGAUCGCAGCGGCGGCUGGCGAAAAUGGGCAUGGAGUCGCCCCCGCCAACCAUGAUAGAGGGCCUUGGCGAUGAGGUGACCGUUGCAGUGGGCCUCUUUAUCCUGCUCUUGGCCCUCGUUCUGGCAUGGCUAUCAACCUACGUGGCCGAGGGCAGCGAUCCCCUACUGGGCAGCCUAAUGCCCGCUGGACGUAGAGAACCUCUUCUGGGCCUCAGCAACCCGGUGCCCCCAAAUCCUGAAGUGCAGAGGACUGUGGAGCCCCAAGUGGAGAAGCCAGAAGAAGGGGAGCAAGGCCAAGCUGGAGAACAGGGCGCUGGCAGUGAAAACGCUAGUCUUGACCAGAUGCUCGAUAUCCAAGGAGUUCCUAAGCGCGGCCAGCCUGUGCACGCUAUAAGCGAAGCCGAUGAAGACCUAGCAGAGGGAGAGGUUGAUGGAGUGGACAGUUCUCAGGAAGUUGCAGGACAGAAAGUCCCACCAGAAGAGAAAGAGACGGAGCGGGAUAGUGCCACAAAGCAGCAGGAUCAUGAAUGGAGGAAGAGAGCAGGCAAAGGCCAGGAGCAGGCACAGCCUGAGGAAGAACUAAUCACCGUGCGGCUGAAAUUCCUGAAUGAAACUGAGGAAGUUGCCUUGGUGAGGCCAGAUGAUACCAUCGGAACUCUGAAAAGUAAAUAUUUCCCAGGUCAAGAACCUCAGAUGAAGCUGAUUUACCAAGGACAGCUCCUGCAGGACUCUUCGCAGACCUUGCGCUCCCUCCAUAUCGCAGACAACUGCGUCAUCCACUGCCACCGCUCACAGGCAACCGUCUCCUCCUCCCCGGUAGGCCCCGAAUCUGUCGGCACGUCAACCGAGCACACCGGCCUCACCCCACCCCUUGGGAACCUGAUGAUACCAAUCUUUGUGGUCAUGCUGGCACUGAUCUGGUAUUUCCGGAUCAACUACCGCCAGUUUUUCACUGCCCCCGCCACGGUCUCCCUGUGCGGGGUCACCGUGUUCUUCAGCUUUUUGGUCUUUGGCAUGUACGGACGAUAGAACUGUGAAAA